Molecule: messenger RNA, 28852 nt
Organism: Pocillopora meandrina
Lineage: Eukaryota; Metazoa; Cnidaria; Anthozoa; Scleractinia; Pocilloporidae
Source: the annotation of a GenBank genome assembly
AUGGAUUGUGGGCUCAAAAAGUACGUGGCCAAGAUGGCGGCCGAGGUAAAGUUUGGAGAGUUUCUGAUUUUUUUCCCGUUUACUGCUGAUAUCCCGGAUGCCCACAUGUUUUUUACGGUUUAUAUAUUACUUUUUAUAGGUGAUUGAAAUCUUAAAGAAAUGCGUCAACAAGAUCACAAGUUCCAGUACGAAGGAAAGGCGACACGUUUGUGAGGAACUUCUAUUGCCUUGCAUCCAGAAACAGGGUAUGCUACAAUUUGUUGUAAUUUCAGUGAACUAUGUAUGUACAGAAAAAUGAUCGAUCUUAAGUAUUCACGAGUGUUUUGAUCAAUAUUUAAAUGUUAUCUUGAAUGUCGCGGAAAAUGACUUGAUUAUUGCGUGAUUUGUUAAUUGCUUUGGAAACAACGUACUGGUCGAUUCACGUGGUGCCAUAGGUCCAGUUGAAUUAUUUUGGGACGGGAGAGGGGGGUGGGGGCGGCGGUUGUUGUCACUCAGGUAUAUGAUGAUGAGGAACCUAAAGGUUUUGUUUGGGCUAUCAUCGACGAAAUCUCAAGUACUCGUCGAAGCCAUGCAUUUUCUAGUGAACAUUUUUCGGUUUGGGAAGAUUCUAUUUGGGGUUUGCAUUGAUUUGGCGUAAAACCUACACAAGAUGGUCCGGUGGGGGUACUGGCGAGGGAUCCUCCGGACCAAAGGAGAUGGAAUUGAUCAAAUGAUGUUGAUCAUUGCCUCAUUUCACUAUUGUUUCGCUCCUCCCUAUCAAAAUUCUUGCUAUUUGAUUUUGUAGAUUUUUCUGAGGCUGGAGUAAAAGCAGUGAUCAAGUUGAUAUUUUUAACACAACAUCGUUACAGGUAAUUGAUAACCUUUACAAGGCCAGGCUCUGAUUGCUCAAAGGGUAGGUAACACCAUCCACUGGAUAAAUCUCCAUCUGGUGGAUAGCGCAGUUUGUUUUGUCAACACUAAUCUCCUGGAUGGUAAUUUAAAUGUUGUUGAUGUGUAUUUCUCCAGAAACGAUUACCUGUGUUUUAUAGAAAAUAAUGAGUUCUGAAGAAAUGACUUACUCCUUGUGUUAGCCUGUGAGUGAAACUUUGAAACUUUUACAAUAGUCAAAAGUUGAUAUUUAGAGCAUUAGCCCUUCAUUAUAGUUAUUAACUUUUGUUUGUUAUGGAAUAGUAUUUUAGUCAGUUUCUAGAUUUCUCCAUUAUCCUUUGUGCAAAGUGUGGCAGAGCUGUAAGGAUGCAAAGGCUAUUCUCGCAUGUGAAAUUGUAUGGUGAAAAGGGAAAAAAUUGCAAGUGCAUCUACCAUACUCUGCAGACAAGAAUCAGUAGUACAUGUGAACAUUGUUCUCUCUGUUCUUUACAUUUUCGACUUUGCAAUAAACUCAGUGGUCACUAAAAGGUAUGGAGGGCUGACCACAAAUGUAAAUUUCUGAAUGAAAUGUAUUAUUUUUAAUAAUUUCAAGGUUAGAUUUGAAUGUCAAAUGUUUAAAAUUUAAAAUUAGUAAUUACCUCUCUUUAUAGAGAUAACCAGUCUAGAAGAGGGGUUGAAGAAGUCCUUAGAGUGUUGGCAGAAAAGCAAAGUAGGUGAUAUUGGGCUCAGAGUUUGGUGAUGCAUGAUUUUUGUUGAACUCAGUAUAUUUUGCAAUUUACCAGUAUAUACCAUCAUCAUAGCAAUUUUUGUCUGUUUUAUGUUUUUCAUGUUUGAAGUUGGUUAUAUCUUUUGUAUCAGUUUUGAAUUUGAAUUGAAAUCACAAACCCUUGUUUUUUAAUUAGGUGUGAAUGCUGUCAAAUACUUUUGUAUAGUGUUUUCUGAUGUUGAAAAACAUAUAACCUCAUCAGCGCAAAGGUAAGAAUUUUUCUUGGAUUUAAACUUUAAAAAAAUCAAGUACUUAUCCAAGGAGAUUUUGAGUUAACUGAUUAUACCACAAUGUGCUGGCUGAACCUGUAAGUCGUAGCCGACAUAGAUUUUUUAAAUUUUGGACAACAAGUAUUGAAUUUUCCUUUACAAGUUCCAUUUUCUUGAAUUUGAUUUUGUCCUCAUUGAUGGUUUCUCUCUUCAAAAGUUUGAGAGAUUUAUAUAUUUUCAAGAAAUUCUGAGACACUAUGAUCUUUAAAGGUCAAUUCUCAUUAGGUGUGGAAUAAUACACUUUUUUCAUUUGACUGUACAAACAGUGAACAUUCAGACAUUCAAAUAAUUGCUUUAUUUGAACUUGUAAAGGGAUCUUUGGUGCUUGCUUGAUGCAGGCAGACUUUAAUGGUAUUUUGAAACUUGAAAUGAAUGUCCCAGAGGUAGUAGUUAUUACGUUUUAUUCUAAGCUUGUACAACUUAUAAUGCUGUUGCUGUUUGUAAAAUUAACUUUUAAAUCUGUUUUUGUGGAUUUUGUUGCAGUUAUGUGAACAGCGGUUCAAAUCUUGUUCUUUUGUGUUGGUCAUGUGUCCUUGCCAGACAUGUCUACAGCAAGACUGAAUUGUGUAAGGAUGCACAAUGGAUCAGACUGGUACAGGUUCAAUGUCUGGCACUACAUGGAGUUCUGUCUGCUGGAACAGCUUGUGUUUGUGAAGCAGGAAAGAAAAAAUUAUACAAAGUCUGGAGAGAGGUACAGUAUUGAAAGCUGGCUUGUGAUUCUAAGAUAGACUAUGUUUUUCUUUGUCUUAUCAUUUUGGAUGCAACUUUGAAAGUCACAGGGCAAGGCUUAGAACAUAACUUGAUUGAAAAGAGAUGAAGCCAGAUUACUCUUUUUAACCCCUUCACUCCCAAGAUCUGAUAUUAAUUCUCCCCUCCAGCUGCUACACACCCCCCUGUUAAUUAGUUAUGAGAAUUAAGUGUUGGAUCAAGAAAAUAGUGUUUACCUAAUACCUUUGAGUAUUCUCAUUACUGUUUGGUGAAUAAUUUAUGGAUGUUAUUGGGAGAAGUUACAUGUUGAUUGCCUCUGGGGGUUAAAGGGUAAAUUAGUUGAGAAAAAGAGUAACAACCCCAUAUCACCUUUACCACAACAAACAACAAGUGUUAACUUGGCCCAAGGCAAAGCCCAGAAUAUUUGGUUUGAUAAUGUGAUGCUCUCACUGAGUAUUUGCUGUCUGGCAUGAAGAGAUGUGAAAUUCAUGAUCCUGUUUUAGUUAGCUUGAUAUACUCUUGCCCUUUCAUUAAAGUGUUAUUAUGAUGAAUGUUUGAGCACUAUUUCAUGUAGUCGUCACUAUCAUCUGAAUUUUUUUUUACAUAUUUUUCCAGGUUCCAGGAAUCACAUUUAAAUAUGCAGAAGCCAUCAGCAAAUUGGAGGCAUCACAGGUAAACCUUCAUAUGGUACAUUGCAAUGAGAUAAAUUAAAAUGCAGUAUAGUAUUUUCUUCUCUGUAGUGGUAGAUUUUCUUUGACCUGUUGUACAACAUAAGAUAUUUUGAUUUUGAUGAUAUUAUGAGUCAAUAAAGUCGAUGAAAAAUUACGUCCAUUUAGACUAUUAGAACGAGUUGUUAUGAACACUUAUUUCCCCGAUCUGAUUUUGUUCUUUUUCAGGAAAACUGUUGCUUGACUGGACUGCUAUUUAAUUUUUGUACCAAAAAUAAAGAUGUUGAAACAAUAGGUAAAUUUAAGGUAAGAUAGAACAAGAAAUGUUCACCAUGAGCCAUAUUACCCUUUCUACCCCUCAGAGUAACUAGCAUAUUAUUUUUUAUGCUCUCCUUACAAUAUCACCCCUGAAUCACACAUUAAGGGCACAGAAAUAAAGGAAAUGAUCACCAAACAAAAAAGCUGAAACAAAUUCUCCUUGUUAGCAUCUUAGGAAAUGUAUAGAGAACAUUAUGGAGAAUGUGCAUUCUGAUGUUAGGGUGUUAAGGGUAAUAAUGUUAUAAUCUCUUUUUUGAGCAGAAAACAUUGCUGGAAAUGUAUGUGAAAGCUGUGAUUAAUAGCAAGACAAGACCCUCCCAUCAUGUCCUGGUAAGAAUAAAAUUGUGGAAUAGUUGGGCUCAACACUUGAUCUUUUAUAUAAAAUAAUUCUGACAAAGUUUGAACAAAUGCUGAGUGCAGAAGCAGGGAUAUGCUUUGUAUACCCUUCAUUACCAUUUUGCUCUACUACUGUGACUUUUGACCUUUGAUUCCUCCAGGUGAACAUUUCCCCUUUGCUCAGUCACGUCACCCAUGAUGACUUCAGCAGUUUAAUCUUACCAGCAUUACAGAAAUCUCUGCUGCGAAACCCAGAGGUGGUUCUUGAAAGUAAGUGAUGGAUUAAUUACAUGCUUUUGCUCAGGAAUAAUUCUCUGAACAAAACUUACAAAUUCAAUUAAAUUCAAAUGUAGAGUUCAGUUUCCAGAUUGUAAAUCCCUAUUAUAGGCCCCUUGUCAUCCUAAAAUUGUAGCAUGAAUAAGGCAUCAUUGAACUUUGUGUCUGGGAAUGAAUAACUUUCCAGGAUAUUACUUUAAACAGUAAACUAAAACAACUUUUCACCAAUAGAAGGAGAAGAGUUUAAAGUGUCCUGGGUUGAAAUAAGCAUUUCAUUUCUUAAUUAUUAACUAAGGUUUAAUCUUAACCAAACCAGAGAUGGAAACAUUUGUUUUUAACCUGGUCUAUGGGCAGUACUAAUAGAGAUGCCAAGAAGUUCUUAUUCAUUUAUCUUCUUCUUAUAAUGACUUUUACCAUUUAAUAUUUAUGGUCUUCACACAAUUAUACUGAUAUAUAUAAAUUUUUCCUUUUUUUAUUCAGGUGCUGCUUACUUAAUUUCUUCAGUUUCAAUUGAUUUAUCAAAGUAUGCUUUAGACAUCUGUAAAAACACUGUUGGUCAGCUGCGUGCUAAAGAAGAGCUCCACAGACAGGAGGCUACGUUAAUCUUAAAGAAUCUUGCACAUCAGUGCAGUGAUCCAGGAGCAAUGGAGGAACUUAUCAACUACUUAUUUGCUGUCCUUAAUGGUAAGGAUUUGUUGAACAUUCUCUACCAAACAAUAUUUUGAUUGACAAUGUUCUUAUGUACAAUGUAGAGUGAGAACCCAUGACACUGUUCUUAUUGGAGUCACAGACUUAAAAUUUACAAAAUUUGAAUUCAAUUACAAGAAACAAGCAAUGAAUUCCAUCUAAGUUCUUUGCGAGGUUUGCAUGCUUUGGUCUCAAGCAAAAAUUGUCACAAGUGAAUUGAAUUGCAUAGUUUGUUUCUUAUGAUGUUGUUUAAGUGACCCAGCCAAAGAUUGGGAGAAAAAAGACAAAAACUGUGAGGUAAUUGGUACCAUUGGAAAAAAUAUAGUUUAUUAUUAUAUACCCUGAGAUCCUCCCAAGAUCUCAUUAGUAAUUCUCCUUACUGUCUACCAUACAAUUUUUAUAAUGUUAGUUUGGAUCAUUUGAUAUUGGAUCAACUGAUUAUACCCUAGUGGAUAUUUUUCAUUAUUCUCAUCAAUUGUCUCCAUUGUAUUGCAUAUUGUAUUCAUUUUGGUAUUAUAAGGGAAAUUCUGCCUAACAGUCACUUACAGGAGUUAAUGCAUUAAAUGUUUCAUUUCAUAUAGUUGAUAGCUUUUCUGGAUAAAAGUUCCCUACCAGUAGUUAACUGUUACAUUGCCUGGUUUAGGUUCAGAAGGCAAACUUACUCAGUGGAAUGACAGAGUUGGUGUUCUUCAAGGUUUGUUUAGUUAUGUAUUCACUAAACAGUUAAUGCUACAUUAUGGCAAACUUCUCUGUUGCCAAUUCUCUAACAGUUAUCUAUAAUAAUGCUCUCGACUCCUUUGACUUUCAAAUGAUUAAAUUAUUUCUGAAUGUUUCUAGGGAUAAAGAGUCUGGAGCACCAUUCAGUUAGUGGAAAUGCAUCUGUGCAAGCAUUAAGCCAACUUGUUGCUGAAAAACUUGUGAAAUAUUUACAACAAGAAGGUUUGGAAAUGCUUCAUUAUCUGAAGGAUCAUGAGGAUUCUUUUUUCUUAGAAUUAAAUGUGUGGCCUUAUCCUGAGACCAUAUGAUUUUUAGAUUAAUAUUGUUAUUUUUGCCAAUGAAAUUAUUUGACCAGACAGUCAACUUCUUCAAUGAUUUGUGUUACACUUUUGGGACUUCCAUCAAGUAUCAUUCUUUUUAGAGAGAUUUUUUCAGAAGAACAAUUAGAGUAUCGAAUUAUCAAAUAACUUGACUGUGUAGAAAUGACAGCUCUAGGUUUCUAUUUUACUUAUUUCAUAAGUAUGUGAGACCUAAAGAGAGUUGAUUGUACACCUCAUGUCUGGGUUAUAGGCAAUGUUAUAAGUAUCUGUGUAGAGAAGUAAAAGAAUGAUGUUAGGUUUUGCCCUUUUUUUGUUGCUAUAAAAAGAUUUUGAUCUUUAUCAAUAAUUUGUCAUCAUUUUUUACUGGAAAUUUUCAUUAGAGCAUUAGGUAGGUUUCCAUUCAAUAAAAUGAUUGGUUGUAGAAAAGAAAUGAUCACCAGCACUAGGUCCAAGUUGUUUGCAUUUAUAAGAUAUUUAUCUGUGUGAACCUUCUCUUUGUCUUGAAUAAUUCAUACAGUGCAUGAAGGAGCUGUUGUGUAUGGCCUAUCAGUUUUAAGUCACUGGUGUACCCACUUCUCCACACAAGUACCUAAGGUGCUUGUUGAUGCCUUCAAGGUGAGAAUAGUCAGAGGAGGAGAUAAACCAUCUUACUAAAAAUUGUUUAGGAAUCAGAGGACAUUAUUGUUAAACUGUAGCUUGACAUGAGAUUCAAAAAUAGCAUUUGAUUUUCAAAUUGUUGAUAAAUAUUCAAUUUUUAGCUGUUUCUAAGUUGUAAGGUUAAAGGACUGGUGCAAGAGCAGAGGUUGUGAAAAUCAUCUGGUCACAUCUCUAUGCUUCUGGAAUUCUUUUGUUGAAGCAGAAAUAAAAGAACUAAACCCUUAGUUUAUUUUACAAAAACAGAAAAAAGUUGAAUGAUUGUGUUUGACAGAGCUCAAUGUGUUCAGUUGUUGUAAGGCAGCUCAAAGUUUUUUUUUUUUUUUCCCAAAACGUUAUCCCUUAAAAAUAAAAUUCAAAUCAGCAAAAAGGAAAAUGACAUUUAUGUUAACUUUAGGCUACUUGGAAAAAACUAUGAUGUUUUAGAAGUAAUUCUAUCAAACAUAUGAUUGUCUUUUUACUGAAACAGAGGUCAGAUUUCAAUUUCACAAGUAUGGUGUGUUGUUAUGUUUUACAGAAAGGAAUGACCAACAAGAACUCCACCACAGCUGUACGUACUGGGUACUUACAGUGUAUGACAGGCGCUUUUCAAGGUAUUGAUAAAUCCUUGUGUUUGUCAUUGAAAAUUUAAGAAUCUAGGAGGGUUUAUUAUGGUAACACUCAACAGUCUAAUAUCAGUAUGCAUAUUCUCCAUGUUGUUCACUUUACAAGUUCUGUGGCACCCACAAAGAGAAUUUGUUUAACAAUCAAGAGCUUCUUUCGUUUGUGAUCAGUUCCUUUUUUCUUGUGACCUUAACUUUUGAUUUUUCGCUGAUGCUGUGAGGAGAGAUUUGAUACUAGUCACUCUUAGGGAUGAGAAGGUUAAUUUUGCUUUUGAUAAUCUUUAAUGAUAAUGCUAAAUUUUAAUUUUAUUCAAGGUAAUACCCUUCUCCAAGGAAUGGAAAUUCUGCCUCAGUUACUGCAAGUAAGGUUUUUACCCAUAUUUGUCAUAUACAUAUAACAGGUACUUUUCCUCUCUCUCCCUGUGUUUUUCUGCAAAACAGGUUUCUUUAAGAAUGGAAAGGUCAAGACAAAUUGACACAAAACACAUAUUGAUGUAACAAUAAUAAUUUAUUUUAUAAUGAGAUUUCUUCAAGACCAGCAGCAUAUUAUUCAUCUAUGAAUGUUUCAAAGUCUUAUUUUUCUGAACCUAUCUAGCAGUGAAUGCAUUUUUGAUUGGUAUGCUCCAUGUUUAGACCAUUGAAAAAGCCAGUGGCCAACCAAACCAAGCUGCCAUUGUUACAGAAGGACUAUUAGCUGCCUCCAUACUGAUCAAAUUAUCACUUGCUGAUGUACAAGCAGGUAACUGUAUAUGAUAAAGAUGUUAACAUGUUGCGAUAGAUAAAUAAGAAACCUCCUCAGGAAAGCUAAUGUGACACUUUUUGAACCCAAGAAGAGUCAAGAAGAUCUUUUAAGAUCUUCUUGACUUAAAAGUUGUGGUUCACAUACAAAUAUUACAAAUUAAAAUGUAUAGCUUAGCAACAUUGAUAACUUUUCUUUCAGAAUCUAAACUGGGUUCAUUUUGGACAACAUUCCUGGAUAUAAAGAAGCAGCUGUUUGUUUCAGACAAAUUUUUAAACUUUGCAUCUGAAGAAGGUAAAACAUAUUUUGGUAAUGUCACAACAGUGAAAAAUCCACUACUGGCUUUAGACAGUGCACUUACAAAAAAUGACCAAAAUUUAAGAAAGAUGUUAUUCAUUAAAUGCGUGUGUGUGUGUGGUACAUCAGAGUCCCCCAUGAAGGUUCAAACCCUAAACCUUUGCAUUUCCCAAGCCGAUGCUCUACCACUGAACCUUGUAGGACUGGUUUGUUAUCUCUCCACCUGAUCAUAUGAACUGCAUGCAUGUCAAACUUAUUUACUUUUGAUGAUAGUAAUUUUUCUGAUUUGUCAACAGCUCUCCUAUUACUGGUGUCUGUCAUUGAAAGACUCGUCCUCAGUCAUGGACAAAGAUUAAACAAAUCUAAUAGCCAGUGAGUCAAGCUCUUAAUCUUUAGCUAGCUUAUAACCAGGAAAGAGGAUUUAAAACCUCUUUAAAGCAGAGUGCAUGGGAUAUGUGAUAGCCUAUGGUCAGUGUGCUGAGCCCUGUUGUAAGGGCUUUCAAACAAGGUGCCUGUCCCAGACUCUAAGUCAAGUGGUCUGUGUGUGAGACCUGGCUGGAUCACGUGUUGUGUUUCUGGGCGAAAAACAUUCAUCUCAAAAUGCCUCUUUCCACUCAGGAUAGUAAAAUAGGUAUUGAUGAACCAUCAAGGAAGCCUGAUGAAAUGCUGGGGGUAACCUGUAUUGUCCUAGUGUGUCACCCAGGGGGAGUAACAAUGUUCCCAGUCCCUUCAUGCCAUAGAAAGCUUGGACACUUUGUGAGUUGUGAGCCACUUUUCUGGAGUGCAGACUUUGCCCUUUUACCUUUAGCAGUAGGGUGUGGAUAUCUUCUAUAUACAUCAGAGUUAUACUAUGAUUUUUGUGUAUGUGUUAGAACGUGGUCUGCUGUAUUCCUAACUUUUUGCCUCUUGUUUUUUAGACCUUGGUACAGAGCUUUGGUAUUUCUACUGACUCACUCAGCUUGGAAGGUCAGGCAGAAUGCGCAGUCCUGUGUUCAGCGGCUGUUCAAUGCUUUAGGAGAGAGUGCUUUAGAACUACAGUGUUUGUUGUUGAAAGAGCUGUCAAAGCUUAUUGCUCAACAGAAGGUAAACUUAACAGCCAGCUACAAGAGUUCUGCGUGACUCUUGAAAAACUCUCAGUUUGAAUUUAUACUCUUUUUCACAAGUGAUCAUUGUGAUUCUUUUUUCUCACCAAGAUAGAUACCUUGCUGUAAAAUGAAAGUGCCUUUUGUCUUAUACCAAUCCAUAGAUUCUUGUUUUCCUUUUUUGAUAUAAUUUACCGUUAGGUGCGUCAUUAAAAUGUACUUUUAGCUUGCGUUGCUGGCGGUCUUUUGAGCAUUCCGUUGAAAAAGCGCGCGCAGCAAAUCUCUCGCAGUUUUACAGCGCACUCAGAGCCACCUUCCAUGUACUCUGUGUCUAUUUACAGUUGAUUACAUAGGCUGAAAACCCUGCUGCCGUUGGGAUACCUCGCAAUUUUUAAUAGUACUAUAUUCCUCAUUGUUUUUAGCAUCAUGUCACAGACAGUUCUGUUCCAAUCAUGAAUGGAGAUGCACCACAGGGAGGAUCGCCCAAUGAUGCAGGAAGAACUAACAUCAGCCACAGGAUACUUGUGUCCAGUCUUUGCUGCCUGACCCUGUCUCUCGUAAAGAGUAAUCCAGACCUGUCUGAGGAAACGAAAGACAAAAUCGCUUUGCAGAUUCUCUCAGAUGCACACCAUCCAGCUAUUGGUAAAUCUCUGUUUCACUCUUGUUUAUUGUUGCUCGUGUUGUUUGUUUAUGCUCUAUUUUUGGAACGUUUUGGAGUAAGAAAAAGUAUAAUUAUCUAUAAAUAUAAAAAAGUAUAAUUAUAGUCAUCUAACAUAAGUGAUUGCUCUUCAGUGUCAUUUGAAAAAUUAUUACAGAUAUUAUUGGCUCUGCGAGUGUUUAAGAUAAAGAAAAUCCCGUGUUUUAUUGAGUUUACCGAAUGGGCAAUAUGAGGUUAUCUUACCUGCUUUCUUUCCCUUAAUGGAGAAAUAUAGUAGUUUUCUUAUGUCAAGUUUGUACGUUUAUGAAUGCGUAUUUCGCUUUACUGAAGCCGUUUUUUGAGAUAUUAUUUCAGUCUAAGAACGGUGCAAAAAAAAAAGAUCUGAAUAGCAUAGAAAGUCAAGGUCAGUCAUUUGAGCACUGCUCAAACCAAUACUACGGAACCACAGGGUACCUAUGGCCAGGUGGACCAUAGUGCCCUUGGGCUCCCUGAGACACUGUUUUGUCACCAUAUUGGCAAGAUCAGUAACAUUAAAUUGUACUCUGCACGCUAAUUUAAUAUGUUUUGCUUCUUGGUGAAUAGUUUCAUGUAAAGGUGAGUUAUGGAUGAGGAUUGUUCGCAGUUUGGGGAUUGAGACACAAGGCUUUGUUGAGCGUCACGUGGAUGCCAUAAUGGAGAUGAUAGUCUCAAGCAGCACGUCUCAACAGGUUUGACAGCUGUCUCUUUGGUACCUGUUUAGGAGUUCUUUGCAAUAAUUGUCAGAAAUACUUUCCAAUUGCUUUGGUCUUGUUUUACUUUGUUCAAAUUCUUUCGUGUGUGAGUUUUUCAUCGAUACACGAUCUCUGAACUCCAAAGCCUUACUUAAGGUUGAUAUCUGGUACGCUUUGUAUCAAUCAGCAUCAUAGUAAACCUUUAAAGGUGGAUUGUAAUCUGCCAUUUUCAUCUUAAGAAGAAGACCUUUUGAACCGCAGACAGAAAAACACACUGAUGUAUUUUUCAGUAUGACCUCUGGACGCUGUAAGUUAUCAAGAGGCGCAGUAAGAUUUAAUUUAUUUUAGAAUGCUUCUUUUGGGGGUGUUCUGAGACACUAUCCUUAAAACAACACCUGUAACGAAAUGGAAAAUUUCUUCAGUCACGUCAUAUCUAUUCAGUGCUGAUAUACUUUGGGAGAAAUUGUGGAUCAAUAUUAGUAUACGAGCAACGGGCGCACCUACCCCCCCCCCCAAAAAAAAAACAAAAAAAAAAACAUUCAACUGAUAACAAGUUGGGGUUAAUUUUGGGUUGGGGGGGGUAGGUGCGCAGUUGCCAAGAUACUAACAUUGAUCCGAUAUUGUCCACUUGCUAGUAGAUACAUCGCUACAAUCUUUAUUUUAGUGCUCACAGAAUAUGCUCCACGCCAUGGCUGGACUUGCACCAAAAGUGAUUUUACCGAGAGUAGUGAAGCACAGUUCAGUUUGUUUAGCAAAACCAUCCUUCCAGCAAGUGACUAUGGAGGAGCAUGCCAUACUGUUCACACCAGAAGGAGAGAUCCACAACACCAGUGUAUUGGAAAGGUUCGAUUGAUAAGUGCUGUGAAAAAAGCCCUCAAGUUAUUUUUCUUAUUCCAGGAAAUGAAAAGAAAAGUUCCAAAUGUUUGUGUGAAAGUGUCAAUUGUUUGUUGCAAAGGUCUCGUUUUUGAGUACAGUUGAAGAUUGGUACUCUUGGUGUAUUUCAAGAGUGUAUAGAUAAUUAUGUUUAUGAUAGUGUCACUGGGCUUGUUUUUAUCUCCUCAGUGUUAGGGUAGCAGAAGCAGGAAAAAAGCAAAACAUGAAGAAAGAAUCAAAGGCUUAUUCCUAUGAGGAUCAACUCUGGGAAAAGGAUAUACGUGAGGUGUGUUUAUCGUGAUAAAGAUGCAACCUGUUACUGCUGAGUGUUAUACUUGUACACUGAGUGUUAUGCUUGAACACUGUACUGUACUGAAAUACGAGAAAAAAAAGAAAGGAAAACAUCAUUAUGGUGGGAGUGUUGGGGCAGAUAAUCUUUGUCCCACUGACGCCUAUAACCAAUGAAUGAUUUUCGACUAGCUUUUAUUACGGACGGAAGAGCGAAAGGGGGGUGCUUAGCUCCUCCUUUUGCCCACAAACCCGUGAUGAUGGAGAGAAAUUAAACGCAUUAUUUUUUGCGGGAUGAAUGGUUACGGACUGGGGUGCGUACGAUACCCCCUGCCUAGUUCCAGUCCUUGCUCGUAAAGUGGUACAUCUGUGGAAAAAAAUGACUAAAGAAGUCAGCUUUGGACACAGACUGAAGGGACUCCCUGAGUAGAACUGGAAUUAACAUGAGUCAUGUCAUUUCCAGUCAAUCAAAAAGAAAAAGAAAGCCGAGGGAAAACUUUCAGGAAAGGAUGAGAUGAGCCAGAAGGAAAAAGAAAUCUUUGAAGCUCAGCUGAUGAAGGAAGCAGAAAUAAGAGACAGAUUAAAAGAGGUAAGGAGAUCUUCUGUGUUGAUUGCUAUUAGAUUACAUAAAACUUUUAAAAAUAUUGGUAAAUCAUAGCGUGAUAACCCCUCAGAACCUCAGACUCUGAGAGCCGGUCAAAAAUUUUUGUCCUUUUUGUUUCUUUCAGCUUCAAAGGGAAGUGGUGCAAGUAGGAUCACUACUGGAGACAGCUAUAACAGCAAACCCAAACGCUAUGCGUAUGUACACCCCCACUAUCCUCACCACCCUGCUGCCACUGUUACAGUCCCCCCUGACUGCACCUGUUAUGAUUCCUGUUCUAGUGAAGCUUGGUAAAAGUGCAUUUAACGACGAUCAAGAACAUCUUGGUAAGCGCAGAUUGCCAGUUUCUUUUUAAUGUGGUAAUGUGUUAUUCACUUUGUCACGAGCUUGAGACAUGGCCAAAAUCUUAGUCGUCACGACAUCGAUUUAGAUUUAGCGUUCCGAUACUCUACCGCUGACCUGCGGAGAACACAAUGGUGAACUAGUCCAUUACUAGAAAGUUCCUAUGUGACAAGUGUCCUCUAUUGUUCAAUUUGUUUGUUUGUUUUUUAGGUGGAACCGUGGGGCUUAACUUUCUUCGUUCUUUUCUUGGUUUCUACCCUGUCUGUAGUCCAUUCUCUGUUUCGAAAUGCGUCGUUCCAAAUGUUUUUGUCUUAAUCUCCAUUUCAAACAACUCACACUUAUAUUCAAUUUCCUCAGGGUGAAGUCUUCAACGAAAACAAGUCAGACCUUUCAGUUGUGAAAAAAAAAACCUAAGAGUAUUCUUCCAGGGCCAAAAAAAUUACCUGAACAAUUUCGAAUCGCUUUCCACCAAAAUCUUUACUUUCUGCACAUAGUUGCACUUUUCCCCCACAGUUAGGGUUAUUGAUAUUCCUUCUGUCAAUCAGCAAAGGAGUUUUUGUUCGUAUAUCAAAUUAUUAAUCAUGAAGCGUCCCUAUAACUUCAUUCCAACUUCGUAGUAGCGGACUGUUCUUAAACAUGGGUUAUCUUGUGUCUGCGAGUGGUAAAGUUUUAGGAACCAACUUUAACCCUAACUUGUUAUUAGCUGACUGUUGUUGGGUUAGGGGAGGGGUUGGUGCACGAAAUUGGCAACGUGGUAGUGAGACUAUUCUUCUCCAACCUACCCCUCCCUUCUAUACAACGCUGGCUGUUAGAUUUUUUCCAGUUUAAACAUUGUCAUUCUUCAUUUUUCCACGUCAGCUGAGCUCGUUGGAUACGUCACUCUGCGACUUUUAAAACCAAUGUGCCGUAUUGAUCAAGCCUGGUGUGAAGAGGAUUUGUUAUCAGCGACCAAGCGAGUUAUCUCUGUCCUCCACUCCACAUCAGUUCCUGAUCUAAAUACUGUUGGAUCAAGUUCAUCAGACUCAUUGACCGAGCUUCUGUCAGCCCCAGCGUUUGCGUUCUGUUUUCCUUUUCUAAGAUGCGUGCUACGAGAUGGAGGCAAGAAUGUCAAGGGAAAUGAAGAUCUCAGACAGCAAGCGUUGCAGAUUGUUGCUGAACACUGUAAAUUACGAGCGAAUAACGACGAUGAUGACGAGGAAGAUGAGCAGGAUGAAGUGAGUGGGAUGCUCCCCCACCCGCCCUUUCUCCCCUCCCUCAUUUUUAUUUUGUUUUGGUUCACUCAUUUAUAUAUUUGUUUUGUCAGAAUGACCCGGCUUUGUUACCAAGAGAAGAAAUGCUGUAUUUAUUGACUGAGAUUAUUUCCACGAGUGCGGACACCAUCAAGGGUUCGAGAUUACAGGUAAAUUGUUUACAAUGUCAAUUCCCCUCCCUCUUUUUUCAUUUUCUUUACUCCUGGUUCAUUUUAUCUUUGCAGCAACUGGCAUCUCUCAGUCUGGUUGAGCUGUGCAAGGCGACAAGCGGGGAAUAUGGUUGUGCCACAGCAGCACCAGGCGAGAUCUCUGUUCUGUUAAACUCCCUGGAGUCCCCCGCAGCCUCAUUGCGAUUUGCAACCUUGCAAGGGCUUCUGGUCCUCACCUACCUUCUGUCUACAAGGGAUCAUGGAACAUCACAGACUGCUCGACUUGUAAGACGAUUGUGGGUGGCCAAGUUUGAUGUUGAUGAAGAAAAUGCUAAAUUAGCUGAGAGGUAUUCGUUUGAUUCCAGCUUUGUUGAUGUGUUCUUGCGAAUAGGUUUGUUCAUUAGGUGCUAUUUUAUGUUAUUUUAACCCUUUCCAUUUAUAUUCUUUAUUUUAAAGCUAUUUGUUGAGCGUGAGAUUGAAAUGACAAAUUGUGUGUUAAAACUCUUCAGGUUAUGGCAGGAAGUAGGUUUCACUGCCCCAGAGCCAUUAUGUAGUGCACUUUUGGACGAUGUCGUACACGAUGUAGAAAUUAUCAGAAAAGCCGCUGCCCCAGCGCUAGCGGCGGCCAUUAACGAACACCCGGAUGUUGCCUCAGCCAUUCUUCAGCAGCUGGUGGAUCUCUAUGAUGUAAAACUCAAGGUAAGGUCUGUAAAAGGUUAAUGCAAUAGACGACUGCGAAUACUGUUACCCAUUCAAAGUUAGCAGCACUUGCUUAAAAAUAGGAACGUGGGUAUCACCCAGUAGUUAUACUUAAUUUGAGGUCACCGAUCCCGACCACUUAUACCAGCAUACCCUGUUCUUAGGUGCCUCCUCCAGUCGUGGACAGUCUGGGACGAGUUGUGCCAGCUGACAACAUGGACCCUUGGGAUGCAAGGUGCGGAAUAGCUCUGGCUCUCGGUGAGAUAUCGCCCACGCUAUCUGAAGAGGAGGUAAUGUGAUACUAAAAAGGUCUCCAAUCUCGCGUCGUAUUAAAUCUUUACCGAAGAACCUUCAAUAGCUAAUCAUGACACAUUUAUUUAACUUUGAUGAAAUGAGAAGUCAAAAUACUUCAGAGUCGUAGUUGUCAAGGGCGGGGAAACACACGUGACGUACUCGUGAUUUUUGAAAGUUUCGCAUAUGAUUGGCUAAAACGAAUCACAAAGCUAAAAGAAGCGAGACGAAACAGUUGCGGAUUUGUUUGGAUACCUUUAUUGUUCAACUUAAAACUGAAACAAGAGGAAAAAAUUUUGCUGCAGAAUAUUUAGAAAAAUAUAUACUCCAUUGACGAGACACUGUGUAAAGAACUGUUCAAUGGGUCUCUUUCGGCGAGGAAAGGACAAAUUAAAAGGAACUUUUAUUUUUCGUUAUGUAGGUCCCUCCAUUGUUCGUAUUUUUCGUUCCAACUGGUCUGGGAGAUCACCAUCUUGAGGUCAGGAAACACAUGCUGAAUGCAGCUCUGAAGGCAGUAAAUGAUCAUGGAAAGGUUUGUGAACAUUUUACAUUAAAAUGCAUUUCGAUUGAGUGUCAAAAAACCAUAACAAAGUAUUCACAACAGCCAAUUAGAAAAGGGAAAAUAUCACAUGGAGCCAAUCAGAUUCGGAUGUAAAGACAAGCAAAUUGCCUGAAGCGCGGGAAAACGCGGGUGACCAAGUCGUGAUUGGUUUUAGUUAUGAAUAUAAUUAGAUGGUAAAGUGAUGCGAGUUUUCUGGAGCGAUCACAGAGCGAGGAAAAGUUAAACCAAAGCAGUCCUGCUAAACUUGCGACACUGAAUUGGAAAUCGCUCUAUUUAACUCGGUUUUUUCAUCAUUAUUGAUGGUACAUUUUUGUGUUUCAUAAGGCGACUUGAUUUUGCAUCAAUCUUCUUUGCAGGCCAAUAUCGCGCUACUUCUUCCUGUAUUUGAGCAGUUCUUGGACAUGGCACCAGAUACUUCUGCGCAUGACACGAUCCGUCAAUCAGUGAUUAUUUUGAUGGGUUGCUUGGCGCGGCAUUUAGACAAAGAUGAUCCUAAGGUAAGGACUCCAUUUAAAAACACUGUAAUGUCUCAAGGUGAGGUCUUCCACUAUUUGGUCAAUUUUCCUCUCAGCUUCGUGAGUGCUGGUGUUUUUAAGAAUGUGAAAUGGAUGUGAACAGCUUUAUUUUCAGAUCAUUCCAUUAACUUUUGUCAUCUUUUACACUUACUCUAGGUUAGACCAAUUGUUGGAAAACUCUUGAAUGCUCUGUCAACACCCUCACAGCAGGUAAAAAUUUUUUAAACUUUCCAUGGGCUGUUAGCUAACGUAUCAAAGUAUUUUUGACCGUGAAGAGCUUAUUGCCUGAAUAAACUGAAGGAAAAAAAACUGAUUAAUUUCACACCCAGAACACCGCGAUCUCUUGUUGAAGAAGCCGUCUUGGUCAGCGGGGUUCUGGGUUCGAGAUUAAUAUGUGCCUGUCAGGAAAGCUGCGGAAAGGAAUUUAAACAAGUGAUUGUUUUUUCUUCGUAGGUUCAAGAAGCUGUAGCAAACUGUCUUCCUCCACUUGUUCCAGCAAUCAAGUCGGAAUCUCCAGAUAUGGUGAAGAACCUGUUGAACCAGGUAAAAAGUUUGGUCCUGUACAAUGCAAGUCGGUCUUUAUUAAUCCAUCAUGCAUCACUGUCGCACGUUCCCAAGUUAUACGACCACUUGGUUCUGUUCGUUUUUAUUUCAGCUUCUUGAUUCCACUGUGUACGGUGAGAGGAAAGGUGCAGCUUACGGACUGGCGGGACUGGUGAAGGGUUUGGGAAUUUUAUUCCUCAAACAGCUGAAUAUUAUGUCCACACUACAGGAAGCUAUACAAGACAAAAAGAAUUACCGACAUAGGGAGGGUGAGUCGCGCUUUUGUCAAACUAAAACAGGCGUUUUGAGCGAUACUGAACCGUUCUCUAAAUAGGUAAUAGAUCACAGACGACGUCAAAAUAUGGCUAGAACAAAAAAGUACUACACGAGGCGUAGCGGAGUAAUUCACCAUAUAGACCCGCGGCAACAUAGAAUCUUUUUGUCCUAUAUGAUGAAGAAGCAAGAUGUCAUUAAUAGUGAUGUCAUUUAGGCGUCUGUCCUCCAAUUGAUCAUAAGGAAGAGCCAAUCAAAAUGCCAUAUUGCGGUAAAUCUAUAUCUCUUUGUGGCCUGUUUUCCAGGAGCGCUGUUUGCUUAUGAGAUGCUUUGUACAAUGCUGGGCCGUUUAUUUGAGCCUUAUGUUGUACAUGUUCUACCAAACCUACUGCUCUGCUUUGGGGAUGGAAACCAAUAUGUAAGAGAGGUAAGACUGAUAUCAAAAAUUCAUUUUGUUUCUCAACAAUUGCAGUCAUUUCUCGAGCACACGACUAAGGAGAAUCAACAAUAUAAUGUACUUGGGGAUGUUGCCUUGAUGGAGCUCUCAAUUCCCUGUAAAAUUUAAACAGAAAUCUACUGGAACAGUAGGGAGAAUUACAACUUUUAGAUUUUGAUAUGUGAGUGUCUUCUCUAGGCCACCGACGACACUGCUCGUGCAGUCAUGAAGAACCUCAGCGCACAUGGUGUCAAGCUUGUUUUGCCGUCCUUGCUGGCUGCGCUUGAAGAGGAUUCGUGGAGAACAAAGACUGGUGUGUGUUACUGUUCUUGGGAUAACGUUCAAAGUCUAAAAUUUCUAGAAAGACAACGUUAGCAAUAAUUUAUUACUGGUGUUUUCGAAGCACUCCAAAACCUACUUAAAUGUAAGAUGUAUCUAAGUGAAAUAUACAGUAAGUCGCUCCGUUUGUCCGUAGUCCGUCAGUCCAUCCUUUCAUCAGUUGGUUAGUUAGCCUCUCAUUCACUAUGUCGGUUGGGUAGCCCAAAAGUCAGUCUUGUUUUAAUGAUUUAUUUAAUCUACUAUUUAUUUACUAUUAAUCAGUUGUGUGCUCGGAUUAUUUUUCAGUUGUGAAUUAUCAGUCAGUCACUCAGUGUCUUAUUGGGUGUAUUACUGGGUGCUUACCGCUAGCGGAUAAAUCCAUCCUUUCAUCAGUUGGUUAGUUAGCCUCUCAUUCACUAUGUCGGUUGGGUAGCCCAAAAGUCAGUCUUGUUUUAAUGAUUUAUUUAAUCUACUAUUUAUUUACUAUUAAUCAGUUAUGUGCUCGGUUUAUUUUUCAGUUGUGAAUUAUCAGUCAGUCAGUCAGUGUCUUAUUGGGUGUAUUACUGGGUGCUUACCGCUAGCGGAUAAAUCCACGAGAAAAGUGCUAAGACCUUCAACCUAUCCAUUGUCUUCCUUGUACAUAUAGGGUUAUAACCAAAUCUAUCUUACCUACUAUAUUCUCUUAACAUGUUGUUAAUGUUGUCCUCCUCAGGUAGUGUUGAGCUCCUUGGUGCUAUGGCGUUCUGUGCCCCAAAGCAGUUAUCGUCAUGUCUUCCCAGUAUUGUGCCUCGCUUGUGUGAAGUUCUCACAGAUUCUCACAUGAAAGUACAGAAGGCUGGAGCCCAGGCCCUUAGACAAAUCGGCUCAGUGAUCCGAAACCCAGAAAUUCUAGGUAAACUGGUUGCAACAAAAAUUUUGCUAAAGCCUUAAUUUCUAAUUUUCACGUCUCAAAACUUCAUUGGUGUAGGAUCCUUACCUAGAUUAAAAAGCGUGUUAGAGCGCAGCCAAUUUAUUCUCCAUGACCUAUUAUCAUCGAUCUUUACCAAUCAAAUGGCAGGAUUUUUAUGCAAGAUGGCCGUCAAAAAUGGAAGGUUCUAAUUGGUGGAUUUGAACCAUAGCAGGUCACGCGACAAAAUUUUCCUCUGCUACUUCAACAGCGAUACAAAUUUACUGUAGGCUGUAGUCAAGACAUUCAAAGGAACCUGCCUGUUUGUAAAAGGUGGUUGAAACUUCUAGUUUUCUCGUUAAUAUUUCAGCCAUUUCGUCCGUUCUUCUCGAAGCCCUAAUGGACCCAUCUACCAAGACUGCACCAUGUUUACAAGUUCUGCUCCAGACCUCUUUCGUUCAUUUUAUUGAUGCUCCAUCGCUCGCUCUCAUCAUGCCCGUCCUGCAACGCGCGUUGAGCGAGCGUUCAACUGAAACCAAGAAAAUGGCGGCACAAAUUAUUGGAAAUAUGUGUUCUUUGACGGACAAAAAGGUAAAAUGGGAUCAACAAACUUAAAUGUCCUCGUAUUUGAACUUGGUUCCGGACCUCUCCUUGAACUAUUUUUAUGUGAACAGAGGUUGUCAUUAUUUAAUCACAAAAGGGCCAGUAAAACUCAUUUGUGAGUUAUCCGUAAUGAAAGCAGCAUCAUGAACAAGAUUAUUACUUUAGGUACCACAGGUGGGCCAAUCACUCGGGAUUUGUUUGAUAACACAGUCUUCCUAACUAAUAAUAGAGUACUGGUAUUGGUUUAUUAGAACUACGAUGCUGUCUACUGUUGUUGUCGGCGGUUUUUAAACCAUGUCCUCAAGUUCAUUGAAUUUUUCAGGAUCUCGCUCCAUAUUUGGGUGCAGUUGUUCCAGGAUUGAAACAGGCCUUACUUGAUCCAGUACCAGAGGUAAGAACUUAAAACAUUUUCUAAUACAAAUUCCGGCGCAAGUUUUCAUCAGCGUGUUUUUCAUUUAGGUCCGUGCAGUAUCUUCCCGCGCCCUCGGUGCUUUGGUCCGCGGUAUGGGCGAGGAGUGCUUUGAGGAUCUGUUACCGUGGUUGAUGGAGACUCUGACGUCAGAGAACAGCAGCGUAGACAGAUCAGGCGCAGCUCAAGGUAUGAUGUUUCACACCUCACACCUUGUUCUCUGGAAGUAUUUAGUGCUCAAACAUUAUACACAGAAAAAUUUUUGUACUAUCUUUGCACUUCACAACAAUUACGCGUUUCUGUUUUAGGUCUUGGUGAAGUUUUGUGUGCUAUGGGUACCAACAGACUCGAGAAACUUAUGCCGGAAGUGAUUUCAACCACAGAGCGCGUUGAUUUGGCGCCACAUGUACGCGAAGGAUACCUGAUGCUGUACAUCUAUCUUCCUUCAACUUUCAAAGAUGACUUUAUUCCAUUUGUGGGACCCGUCAUUCCUUCUGUGCUGAAGGUAACAUCAAUAGUCAGCUUCUUUCUUCUCCUUUGUGUAUAUAGAGCUUGUGAGAUGAUGCUUUUAAAUCAGUUUGUAAAGCUAAAUGAUAUUAGUUUUAUCAAAGAUAAUUAUAGCUAAAGUUUUAUACUUGAUUUAUCAUUUUAACUUAGCUAUUUAAUUUCAAGAAAUUAGAUACAAAUUGAACUUAACAGCACAAAGACUUUUCAGAGUUUCAGCUUGAACAAAAGAAACAAAUUUUUAUCAAUAUAAAUAGAUGAUAUCACAUGCCCACGUUACGUGUGAUUUCUUUAUGAUAUUCUCGGUAAUAAUUUCACAAGCGGGUUUAUGGUCAGGUUAUUGCCACGAUGUAGACCCUUAAGCUCAUAAGUUUAUUAAUUAAGGUGGAGCUAAGUCUACCGUGCACAAAGAACUUCAUCGAUCAAUCCUUUAAAAAGGGAACUUCCCUUAAGCAGAUUAAGUCAUAACAGAGCUCCAACAUUUAUUACCGUACGUGUGUGAACUCUCGUCUUAACUGGAUAUAUCUUCUGAUCUUUGUGGUAUCUACUAACUUGACCUUCGUCUGUAUCUCUGCUAUGAAGCUCUCAACUAUACCUCACCCCAUUGAGUUCUCACAACCGCACUAAGAACUGGAUACAGGAAAUUUGACAUAUUUUUCAUCUUCUAUCAAGGGCCUGGCAGAUGAGUCCGAAUAUGUACGAGACACAUCUCUAAAGGCUGGUCAGCGGAUUGUGAACUUGUACGCCAACACAGCCAUUGAACUGUUCUUACCGGAGCUGGAGAAAGGAUUGUUUGAUGAUAAUUGGAGAAUACGACACAGUUCUGUCCAACUACUGGGUGAUCUUUUGUACAAGAUAUCUGGUGUAACGGGUAAAAUGUCCACUGAAGGCAAAGAGGAUGAUAACUUUGGAACUAGUCAGUCCAACCAGGUGACGCACAAAGCUAAAAUAGUUACAUUGCAUUUACUGAAACUGGGUCCAGCCAGAUGCUGAAAACCAAUCAGUGUCCAGGAGGGAAACAAAUCGAACCAAUCAAAUGCGUUGUUCAUGCUAUAUCUCACGAGCAACUAAUGACAAUAGAGAGUGAAGCCCAGCAAACUGCCUGAUGCGCGGGAAAAACACGAAUGAUGAAGUCGGGAUUGGUUUUUGUUCUGCGGAGUUUUCUGGACCAAUCACGCAGUGAAGCAAAGCAGAACCAGUGGGACCCCAGACUACUUUUGACACGUACCUGAAAAUUGCUCUUUUGAUAUUUGUAUUGUAGCAACGUUUAAUUUUCUUUCUCACAGGCCAUCAUCGAAUCUCUUGGUGCAGAACGCCGUAAUCGAGUGUUAUCCGGGCUCUAUAUGGGCCGUUCUGACGUUUCCCUGAUGGUGCGCCAGGCGGCCUUGCACGUGUGGAAGGUUGUGGUCCCUAACACGCCUCGUAUCCUAAGAGAGAUUCUCCCCACGCUGUUUUCUCUUCUACUAGGAUGCCUAGCGAGUACCAGCUAUGACAAGAGACAAGUAAGUGUUGCUUGUCAGGUCAUCGCGAGUAAACUGUAUUUUCCGUUCGUUUAUUUGGUCGAAAAUGUGGUUGUUUUGAUUAAAUAGUUUUAUACCGCAUUCAAUUCAACCUGAUACACGCAUUGGUCUUUACGGAUAAGUAUUAACCCUUUACACCCUAACAUCAGAAUCCUUAUUCUCCAUACUGUUCUCUAAACAUUUCCUUUGUUAUUGACAAGGAGAAUUCAUUUAACAAUCAAAGCUUAUGAGGUUGGUGAUUAUUUACUUUAUUCUCAAGACGUUAAUAAAUGAUUCAGCUGUUUUACGGUAAGGAGAAAUUAGAUGCCAAUCACUCGUAGGGUUUAAAGGGAUAAAAGAAAUCCAGGCAAUAAAAAGAGGCAAAAAAUUAACUUAUACCCUUCUUUAUCAAUUUAUUGAAUUUGUUUCUUUGUACCGUUCUUUCAUUCCAGGUUGCAGCUCGCACACUGGGAGACCUUGUUCGCAAACUUGGUGAGCGAGUUCUUCCGGAGAUCAUUCCGAUCUUAGAGCGAGGUUUGGACAGCGACAAGUCAGACGAGAGACAAGGAGUUUGUAUUGGACUCAGUGAAAUUGUCUCUUCAACCAGCAAAGAACAGGUAACAAAAGACACCCAUUACAAUAAUAAGAGACUGACUGGUUUUAAGGAAGCACUGUUAAACUUAUUCCUUGGAUGGCGGCAGCGCGUUAUCCGCGCUACAGUGAACUCGCAAACCAAUUUUGGUGCAAUACCUUCAUUAAUCUACAAUUUCUACUGUUAUCCUCCCUGCGUUCCUUUACCUCGUCCCAUGUUGCCGCGUCCAUCUACUGGUUACCAGACCCUCACGAGCCAGCAAGUUUAUUUUAUUAUUACUUUGGUCAUUACAGGUAAUACAGUAUGUAGAUUCCCUGGUACCCACGGUGCGUCGUGCUUUGAUCGACCCGUUGCCUGAAGUUCGUGUGGCUGCAGCCAAAACAUUUGAUCAGCUUCAUAAUACCAUCGGAGCGAAAGCUUUGGACGACAUUUUGCCCGACUUGCUCAAGAAAAUGGUACAUGUUAUUAAUUAAAAUCUUCUCGUAACUUGUUAUUACCUCAGUACAUAAUCUGAAAGACUUCAGAUUUGAGACCUGUCUAGAAAGGUUUAUAUUUCUUGUGAGAUAUUUGGGAUCCUUAUGCAUCACAUCAGUGCGUCUCACCCUAUCAUGCCAGCCGUACGAUUGCACCAGUUGCUCUUCACUUCUUCCUGUGAAGAGCAAGAUUAGCCCAAGUUGCUGUUGUCAGAAAUUAUCCUUGAGUAAUUUGUAAUCUGAGCCAAUUGUUUCACUCAUCGUUUUGUACAGUCCUAAUUGUAUUCUCAAGAAGUACGAAUUGUUGCGUAUGGGAAAGAGUGCAUUGAGAACUUAUUCUUAUGGGGCUCUAUGGACUUGUUUCAGGAUGACCCUUCUCUGUCUGAGUACGCAUUGGAUGGGCUCCGUCAGGUCAUGGCCGUGAAGAGCCGAGUCGUACUUCCUUUCCUUGUACCUCAGGUAAGUAAAACCAACCAGCCUAAUGAUAAACCAACCGUAUAAAAGAACGGACCGACGGACCGCGGAAGGUAGGGAGGGUCACGAGCACGAAGGGAGUCACCGGGAACACGGAAGGAGUGUCGGAAGGACGGGCCGACAUACGGUAGGACGGAACAAGGGAAAAUCAAAAGAAUGGAUGGAGAAAAAGAGGGAGGGAGGGAGGGAGGAAAGGUUGGAAAGCUGGACAGAGGAGUAGAGGGCGGGUUGGAAGGAAGAGCGGACGGACGGAGUAAGGGUGGGUUGGAAGGACGGGCGGACGGAAGACAAAGACAAAGGCAGUUUGAAUUUCUGAAACUGUUGCACGCAUUUUUUUUUGGUUCAAACUGUGGUCUUGGUAUCCGUAACUCCAGUUUGUAUCGGAGGAAACCGAACUAUUGGAGUGUCUGUUACGCAACACCUUUUCUUAACUGCUGUCACAGGAAGGCCAGCAAUGCUUUCGACGAAAGCGUGACGUAUUCUUAAGAGCUGCCUUUUGUUGGUUUUUUUUUCAGCUCAUCACUCCACCUGUUAACACUCGUGCGCUGGCCAUACUGUCUGCCGUCGCAGGUGAUGCGCUUACCCGCCAUCUGAAUAGGAUUCUACCGGCCAUGCUUAAAGCCAUACAAGACUGCUUUGGAACAGAGCAUGAAAAAGAAGUUAGUUCAAAAUGCCUGUGUAAUUUUUCCCCUCUUUUUGGUCGUGACUAUAUGAAAUUGCCACACUUUUAGCCAAUCAGUUGCAGUCUUUUUUUGAGAUGACACGCAAUGGUUAUUGCGUAAUAACUCAAGGGACAAUUGCUAGGGAAAUCGCCAUUUAGAAUGCUAAGCGCGAAGACUUUUGAAAAUGCUUAUUCUUCUCCCUUUAGGAGCUGGAAGGCGCAUCUAGUUUAGUGUUGUCGGUUGAAGAUGACGCUGGAAUCAGGACCAUUAUGGAUGAACUCAUGGCAGCCUCUAAGGAUCCUGUCCCCGGCAUGAGAAGGGUAAAAUUUCUUAUUAUUUUGGCUUAAACAAAGAUACAUCUUUCAAGUGUAGUUUGACCCAGAUACGCUGUGUGUUUUCAUGAGACAAAUUGUUUUUACACCCUAGGCUGCAGUCUCUCUCAUGCACACGUUCUGUCAGGAGACUAAGGCAGACUAUUCCCAGUUCAUUCCGGCCCUGUUUCGUGGAAUAAUUAACCUGAUGAACGACUCUGAUGAACUGGUUGUGGAAAUGAGCUGGAACGCUUUGAAUGCAGUAACCAAGGUAACCACUGAUACUGUCGCCUGUCCCGGGCCUUCAGUUAGUAAACGGUCGAGGUAGGAACGUAGAGCCCGUGCUUAGAGAGCCCGAGGUCUGGGUCAGGUUGAGUAACAACCUGACCCAGACCUCUUCCUUUUUUCGCUCUGCACCUCUGCGACCUGUUUACUAGUUUUCCAUCGAAAUAAAGUGUGUUUUGUUUCAGUGUUAUACGCCCGCGGUUUCCCCUGCAAAAGACGACUGUGAUUUCCUGAUAAUUUAACACGCAACCCAGCAUAUGUCACUGGGGUUUGUUGUGAUUGGCUGCAAUUGUAUCGUUGGUUUUGAUCUGACGACAGUAACAUAACCCCCUUAAACAUUUUAAUGUCAGAGGGGGCUAAGCUUUGUUCGUUUGUCGUUUAUUUCAGCGUCUGGAGGCCUCUGAGCAGUUACAGUAUAUCAGCCACGUACGGCAGGCAGUCAAGUAUGUGUCAGAUGAGGUUAAGGAUGGAGAUCUGCCAGGGUUCUGUCUUCCUAAAAAGGUACUGAUCAGUUUUUAAAAUCAUUUCAAAAUAGACUGGACGUGAAGAAAAAUCAAAAUUAUCAGAUGCUAUGGAUUCUGUUGUGUACCUCGUUGUCUUAAAAAGUGAAUAAGCAAAAUGUUUGGUCUCGCAAAUUCAUUAAAAAGAUUCUUAGUUAUGAGAGGUCCUUUUCUUGUUUUUGCCAUCCAUUUUGUGUUCCAAGAAGUUGCUUUUCGUAAAUAUGCUCUAUUUGAAAAAAAAUUGUGUUCACAAUUUAAACUUAUGCAGAGAGAACGAAAUGAACGCAGAUAUUUAUAAAGAAAAUAUCCUAAAAUCUUCUAAAGCCUGGAUUUGUUACUGAAUGCAAUGGCUUUUGCUCGCUGCGUUAAGGUUUUAAGAAGCCUGUAAAACCUUGCUUAAUGCCUAUUUGGUGACUUUUAACUAUUGACACACUUGAGCACCUUGUCCUCUUUACCUUCAAGAAAUUGUUUGCGAUUACCGACCUCUCAUUUUUCUUUACUUGUCUGCUGUUGGUUGAAAACGUGACAAUUUUUACCCUCUAAUGUGUUGUUUUAUCCACAGGGUAUUGCUCCCAUUCUACCGAUAUUCCGAGAGGGAAUCUUAAAUGGUACUCCAGAGUUAAAGGAGCAAGCUGCCAAGGGGCUUGGAGAAGUGAUCAGUUUGACGAGCGCCACAGCACUACGACCAUUUGUAGUAAACAUCACAGGGCCCCUGAUUCGUAUCCUUGGAGACCGAUUUACGUGGAACGUCAAAGUGGCAGUCCUACAGACUCUGGGUCUUUUGUUAGGCAAAGUAUGUGUGUUUACUUAGGCUUAGGACAUUUUCAAUUGAAUUUUAAAAUAGUUUGCUGCAGUUCCUUUUACAAGAUGUGAUUGGUGGACAAAACAUUAGUACUCAUGACACCUUCUCGCCCAAUCAAGCAAAAUCAAUAACUCAGCAAGAUUUGUUCGCGUGCGUUUUCCCGUGCUCGUCAAGAAAUACCUUGAAAUUCUCAUUGGUUAUCAUUGCAUAAACACUUCGUCUGUUUUGAUUGCCUCGAGUUCAAUAAUACUGAAGCAAGAUGUAAACCAACUAUAUCGUCCUUGUGUUCCUUCACAGGUAGGCGCCAUGUUGAAACCCUUCCUUCCUCAGCUUCAGACUACGUUCAUCAAGGCCCUGAAUGAUCCUAACCGAGAAGUGCGCGUACGCGCGGCUUCCGCACUUCAGAAACUGAUUAAACUGCACACACGAGUGGAUCCUCUGUUUACUGAACUACACAAUGGAGUAAAGAACACCGAAGACAAUACCAUAAGGUUUGUAGGGCUACCAGCUUACUAAAAUGACUAAUUAUUUUUAACUAAAACCGAUGCACCAGAGGGUUGAUAUAACACAACAUUCUUGAUUUUGUAGGGAAACACUGCUACAGGCCUUAAGGGGAGUCAUCGCUGGCGCAGGACAGAAGAUGGGUGAUCCAAUAAGGAAGACGUUAACCACAACACUGCUGGAUUUACUGGGACAUGGAGAUGUAAGACACUCUUAGAUUAUCAUUAUCUAACCCUAUAACCUUCAAGAUCGAAUUGUAAUUUCUCCUCUCUAGCCGCUACUCAUUUCAUUGUUAAUUAGUUAAAAGCAUUUGGUUUUAGAUCAAAAAAGGGACUUUCACAUGAUAAAUUGGAGUAUUCUCUCUACCUGUAUGCUGGAUAAGAUAUGAAUAUUAUAAGGAGAAGUUACAUGUUAAUCACUUCUGAGAGUUAAAGGGUUAAAAACCUUUCCUUUCAGCAUUCUGUAAUAGACCAGGUCUACGUUAUGCAUUUUUAUAAUUUUUUUAAACAGCGUUUGUUGUAUUAUCGUUUUUGUUUAAAAGUGUGAUGUUUUGAUUGUGCAGUAUGCCAGUAUACUUUGCCCUUUUGUCCGGCUCGUAGUCUCUGGUUCACUGAUUUGUUGCAUUGAUUUUCAACAGGACAACAUUCGUGUAGCGGCAGGUGGCUGUAUUGGAUCAUUAGCUCUUAUUGUUCCAGACACUGAACUCGAGUAUAUCAUCAAUGAUCAUCUCAUAGGUGCGUCAACAAUCAUAGUGGCUUGGGUUAAGUUCAAAACAAUUACAGAAUAAUAAUGAAUAUAUUGGUAGGGAACCCAUGGACCCCACUGAUGUGCAAAUGUGCAAUAUCGUAUCUACCCUCUCACAAUUAUUUCACCUUUCCAGCACAUCUCCAAUCCACCCUUAAUUAAAAAUUGUAUUCAGUGACUACUCAGUUUAAUUACAAGGUUUCUAAACAUUUAAGUUCUAAUAAUUUAACGCAAUUCAGUACAAUACCCGCCUCCCCGUAUUAAAUAUACAAUUAUCAGUAUGUAGUUAUCGUGCGUUUUUAGUAUCUUUUUCUUUUUAAUUUCGUUUGCAGUGAAUGACCCCACUGUUGACUGGACAGUGCGCCACGGUCACGCUAUCGCUCUGUCAGCGGUAUUACACGAUGCUGCCGAGAGGAUGGUGUCCCUGGGCCUGUUUGAAGUCGUUACUGACAUGGCUGUAGCACAUGCUAACACAGACAGGGUGAGUGUUACUGCGAGGGGAGGGGUGGGUUGGUACCCGUCAGUAUCCGUGCAACUUUAUUUGUGUUUAUUCUGAUAGCACAAGUUCAAUUCGUAGCGCGGCAUUUAAAAUGCAGAGAGCCAUUUUUGUUAAUAGGUUUAGCAUUGAAACAUGGAGACGGUUUUCUUACCGUCAUUUACCACAUUCCAAUGUAGCAUCUCACAAUUUUUCAUAAUGUAUUUUUGAGAUUAAUGUUACUAUUCAUUCGCAUGUUCAUUUUUUUCUCACUCUAUAUUUCCAAUGCUUCAGAUUCCCAUUUGUAGUUCCGGUGUGAGGUGUCUUGGCUUCAUUCUCGCUCACUCGGUUGUGCAGUGUAUUCCGCCAUCAACAGAGGUGCUUGAAACCCUACUCAAGGUAAAGUUAAAUAAUUAUGUAGAGGUACGUCAGCAAUAGCGGAAAAUUUCAGUUUAAAAGAGCUGCAGAGUAGUUAUAAUUCCUUGUGAUGGUUUUCUUCACAAUUGUACUUUGCGCAUUAAAAAACCUUCAAUUUUUGCUGUCUGAAUGGGAUCUAAAUGUCUUUCUUGUCUUAGCGGUAGCUAUUCCUCUCAAUAUGUCCAUUCAGAAAAUUCUUGCAACUGAUUUUUCAAUCCCAGGUACUACAAGAAGGCGCAAACGACGUGAAAACGAUCGCGGCAGCGUCUCUGCAACACGUCGCGCGUAGAAGCCCAGCGUCUUUGGAUAACGCUCUUCUAAAAGUCAUAGUUCCAGCAUUACUUGCGUCUUCCAAAGAAAAGAACACAAUUGUGAAAUCCUCUGCUGAAUCCGCACUUCUGUAUGUCCUGCGGCUUCGAGAAGGCGAGUCAGCACUUCAGGUAUGAGCCAUUAAAAUGUCUUUAUUCUCGUUCUUUGGAUAGGCACGAUAAGGAGAAAUAGCAAAGCACCUGUUAACGAGUUCCUGCCACUGGCUUCGUCAUAGCCUUCGUUGCAGGAGCUAGUGGGUAGAGGUGGGAGGAGUCAUAAAAGACGAAUUUAUGAGGAAGUGAAGGUUCCUGCCCUCUUAAUUACGUCCCCUACGUUAAACAUUUCGCCCUGGCCCCAGAGCGUUUGCAGGAAGAGUGCUAAUGUGCGAUGAGAAGCAAGCAGACUAUAUUAUUUUUAUUUAUCGUUACUAUUAUUAAUAUUGUUUUUAUUUCAGUCCUGCUGCCGUAUUUUCGACGCCACAACUGCAGAAGGUAUACAGGAUCUAUGCCGAAAAUCGUUACGUCGCUUAGCAACUCAAGAAGAAGACCCGGAUGAAUUAGAAACUUUUUUUUCGUCUGUCGAUCAAGGAUGA